Amaranthus tricolor (Joseph's coat) is the source of this 1965-nucleotide messenger RNA. RefSeq lists its product as uncharacterized. Lineage: Eukaryota; Viridiplantae; Streptophyta; Magnoliopsida; Caryophyllales; Amaranthaceae. The record is from RefSeq and is a predicted model, not a curated record. The transcript has 9 exons. Bases 201 to 1724 code for a protein of 507 amino acids. Gene Ontology annotation, cellular component: membrane.
UAUACCUCUCUUAAGGAGUAUGGGUAUGUUAUUAACCCUCUUUAGUAACCAGAGUUACAAGCUAUUCUCUAUUCUUAGCUGAAUGAGCAAGCAAUGCAAUUCACACUAAUCUCAUCAUCUUCCCCAAUUUCCCUCUUUUUUCCAAUGACAACCCACAUUUUCAAUUUUCCAGAUAAACCACUCAUUAUAGUUUUACAUCAAUGUCCAAAUUCAAACAUCAUCAUUUAAAUUCUCUCACUUUCUUCAAUCUUUUCUUAAUCUUUUCUUCUAUUCUUUCUCCUUCCUUUUCUUUCCCUUUCGCUUCGUCUUCUCAUCUUCAUAGACGUGAUCCUCUGCAACAUUUUGAGUUCUAUAAUGGAGGUUUCAAUCUACAAAACAAACAUUACUGGGCUUCAGCAGUGUUUACUGGAGUUCAUGGAUAUGCAAUGGCUGGAGUUUGGAUGAUUUGCGGAUUGGGAUGUGGGAUUUACUUGAUGAUUACGAAGAAUGUAUUCAGUGAUUCUUCAUCAGUUAAUCAUAAAAGUUUUUAUUCGGAUUUCACGUAUUAUUUGGUGUUCUUCAUGCUUCUUUUGUUCUCACUUAUUGCCAUUGUGGCCACAGGUUUGGUGAUUGCAGAAAACCACAAGACGUUUGAAGCAGCAAAGAAAGUGAAAGAAACAUUAGUAGGAGCAGGUAAUGAGGCUCGCAGAACAAUCCACAAAAUUAACAAAGCAGUCAGUUCCAUACAAUCUCUUCUAUGUCCGUAUGAUCAACCCACUUGCCUUCUACUCAACUCCACUGCCCAACAGCUUGGAACUCAAUCUUACAACAUCAAAAAAUUCAUCAUCAACAAUGACCAUUCUAUUGAUCAAGCUCUUCGGGCUCUGGAUAUAACAAACCUUGUAGUCGUGGCCGUGAACCUCUUGUUUUUGGUUUCUGGCUUAGUUUUAAUCUUCCUAUAUUGGCACCCAGGAAUUUUCUUUAUUAUAUUUGUAUGGUGGAUACUAACAAUGACAUGUUGGUUUCUUACUGGCAUUGAUUAUUUCAUUCACAAUUUUGCAGAAGAUACAUGCACAGCACUUGAAGAAUUCCACCACAACCCUCAGAAUAGCAGUUUGAGCUCAUUACUGCCCUGUGCACAUGCCCUUAAAUCACAGAAUUUUGUCAUGGCAAUUGCCCAAACUGUCCAUGAUUUUAUAACUCAGUUGAAUUUAAACAUGAAUAGUAUUAUGCCAAAACAACUUGGGUUAGAUGGAACAAAUUAUGAAAAAGUAAUUGGAACUAGAAAGAUAUGUGAUCCUUUUGCUGGUCCACCUGACUACCAAUUUCAAACUGGGAAAUGUCCAAAGAAAGCCAUUCCUAUUCGUGAUUUGCCUGAUAUUCUUGCAAAAUUUACUUGUGAAAGUGAAAGUUCCAUGGAGUCAUGUAAUGAAAGUGGAAAAUUCCUUCCAAAACCAACUUACUUGAUGGCAUAUGCUUAUAUUCGAUCAAUUCAAUACUUGACUAAUGUCUAUCCUGAUUUGGAAGACCUAAUUCAUUGCUCAUUUCUCAAAAAUACAAUUUCUGAUGUAGUUUUGCACCAAUGCAAACCAUUUAAGGCCACUACAUAUGUGUUAUGGGCAUCCAUACUUUGUCUUUCAAUAAGCAUGCUACUAUUGGUCUUACUUUUGGUGGCUAAAGCUUACCAACAUCAUGGAAGAUUCUUAAUUAAGUCACCCAUUACACCAACAUAUGGACAACCCUAAGGGUUUUAAGUAAAUAUUCAACGCAUAAAUAUGGUAUAUAUAAGAAUAGAUAGAUUGAGUUUUCUAACAUAAUAGUAAUUACAAAUGGUUAAUCGAUAUUUUUCAUUAAUUAUAAUACAAUUAUUGGUUGUAAAUAUGCAAAUGACAUUAGUUGGAAAAAGGGAGAGAGGGUUUACAUUGCAAAUGUAUAUAAAGUAUUAUGUGGCUUUUAGAUAAUUGAAUUUUUCAGAUAAUUGUCUGA